AUGAAUGUACUUUUCAUGGCAACAAUUAACUAUAAUAUGUCAUCAAGUCAUUCGAAUAGAUCAACACCAAUAUCAAGAACACCUAUCACCGUCACCAACACCAGCACCACCACCACCACCACAACAACAACAAAAACACCUCACUCUUAUCAACAUCCUAACUAUUUAGAUAAAGAAUCAUUGGCUGCAACUAAAAUUCAAGCUGGUUAUCGUGGUUAUUGUACACGUAAAAAAUAUGGUAAUUUAUCAUUGAAUUCUUCUUCACCAUCAUCAAAUUAUAAUGUAACAUCCAGUAGACAAUUAUAUACUACACAUCAAUCACCAUUAAGAAAUAAUAAUGAUUUAGAGAAUGCCGCCACACGAAUACAAGCUAGUUAUCGUGAAUAUACACCAAUUAAAAAUAUUUCUUAUCAUAAUGAUAAAAUCAAUAGAAUUAAUGGGAAUAAAAAUGGAGAUAAUGAUGACGAUGAUGAUGAUGAUGGAAAAGUGAAAGCAGUCACUAAAAUUCAAGCUGGUUAUCGUGGUUAUAAAACAAGAAAAUCAUUAGCUCCAUUAUUACAUUCUCAACAAAAUUUAUUAUUAUCAAAUAAAGAAAAUCAAAAUUAUUUAGAAUAUAAAAGUAUCAAUCAAGAUAAACAUAAUAAUAAUAAUAAUCAUCUACAUGAUUUAGAUAAUCCUGAAUUAGCUGCCAUUAAAAUACAAGCAACCUAUCGUGGUUAUAGAACUAGACGACAUUUACCUAAAUAAAUUAAUUCAAUUCAAUGCAUAUUAUAUUAUUAAUGUGUAUUUCAUUAUUCAUUGAACAAUCUCUCUUUUGGGAUCAUGAAUAUUCUUAUGAAUUCAAAUCAUUGAUAUUUUUAAAUCUUAAACAAUAUUUGCAUGCUUAUUUGACUAUCAGUUCGCUUCUUCUUCUUCUUUAUCCUUUUUAUGUAUGUUUUACUAUUACUAUAUUGCAAAACGAAGGAUGACAUUGUUAUUUGACAAUGGGAUAAAAUAUUGUAUACAAUGGUUAUUUCUUUUAACAAUAAUAAUCAUCAUUUCACCCAAUUAAACAUCAUAUAGUACUGCAUACUUCCAUUAACAAAAUAAUCAACUUAUUUAUUUAGUUAUUCAUUUAAUUGAAAUAUAAUCAAAAGUCACAAAAUGUUACGAUAGUUUCAUUCAGCUUGUAAUAAUGUUUCUUUCUUUCUUUUUUUUCUCUUUUUUUAUAUUUGGGAAUUGUUGUUCUUGUUGUUUUAUUUUGUUUUAAUAAAUACAAUAAUGAUGAUAAUGUGAAUAACCUCAUAAAUGUUUUAAAUUAAUUUCUCUUACUUAAUUCAAUCAUAAAUAUUUAUGUAUUUAAAUAAAUGUAAGUAAUAAAAGAAAAAUGUAACUCAUUAUUUAUACACAAUUUAAUGUACUUGAGAUUGAGUUUGUGAAACAGAAAUAAAUGAAAUAAGUAUUGAAGUUCGGAAUUAUUGAAGUCUGAUAAGAAUUCUUUAAUAAGACUGAAUAUUUCGUCUAGUCAGAAUACUUGUAGAAAACAUCAGUCAGUUAGUCAACUACACCAGACCGUUGUUGCUAUCUCGACGUGGUCGUCGGGCUUGCCUAUCGUGAUGAAGCA
Schistosoma mattheei is the source of this 1603-nucleotide messenger RNA. Lineage: Eukaryota; Metazoa; Platyhelminthes; Trematoda; Strigeidida; Schistosomatidae. The record is from the annotation of a GenBank genome assembly.